This is a messenger RNA of Gloeophyllum trabeum ATCC 11539, 462 nucleotides long. RefSeq lists its product as uncharacterized. The coding region runs from base 1 to 462 and encodes 153 amino acids. The transcript is spliced from 3 exons. Lineage: Eukaryota; Fungi; Basidiomycota; Agaricomycetes; Gloeophyllales; Gloeophyllaceae. The record is from RefSeq and is a predicted model, not a curated record.
AUGUCCGGGAAGGCCCUUCCAACCCUCACCGAAUGGUCUAAACAGCACAUCAGCGCCGUCUUCGAAUCUCGCAAUGACGCGGAAUCGCUGCGAGCUGUGGAGGAGACGUUCUCACCCGAUGUUAGAGUCCUGCUGAACGGUACGCCCGUUAAUCGCGAAGGAGUCAAGCAACUCGUGGUGGCCAUGCGCCGGGCCGCACCUGCUGGACUCAAGGUGGAUUGGCAGGUCACUGUGGACGUACCCAAAGACCCAAGCAACAGGAAUGGCGCGUUCGGAGGUGUUUAUGUUGUUCGGGGGCAAAGGAAGGAGCUGCCUGGAACGAAGGGGGUGGUGGACAUUGAACGUCACAAGUCCGUGAAUGUCGUGAUUCAAUCGCAGUCAGAGGACCCGAGUACGGAUAGUCGCAAGAUCGUGAACCUGGUUUUCGUCGCAGCAGACUUGCCGACGAGGGCGAAGCUCUGA